Molecule: messenger RNA, 1974 nt
Organism: Cylindrotheca closterium
Lineage: Eukaryota; Bacillariophyta; Bacillariophyceae; Bacillariales; Bacillariaceae
Source: the annotation of a GenBank genome assembly
AUGUUUCGGCGCGUCUUGAAUAGAAACUCGGAUGUCGGUGACGAUCAGCCUCGUCCAAAGCACGUGAGCAAAUUGGGCAUUGAAAAGCCAGUACCACCUUCCGAAUCCUAUCCUCCUCCUACCCAGCCUCCCAGUCGCAUGAGGUCUUUUACGGAUCGCAUGGGGCGUAAACGAGGACGACGGGGGCAGCAGCUCGAUAAUCAGAUAUCAGAUUCUUCUUCGUCGGUUCAUCAGCAAAGAGGCCAAAGUAUUACUGGCGGAAGAAGUGUGAUUUCAUCAGCUGAAGAUCUAAUGUCCAUUCAGUCUACGAUUACUGUGGAGACGACGCGCACCAGCUACAAUGAAAAUCGCAAACCCAUUCCGACAUUUCAGCAAGUGUCCGAAAGCGCUGGCAAAAGCAGUCAUCAACUCUUUUGCAAUCCCAUGAACUGUUUGCGCAAUUUAUUGCAGGCAAACAAUGACGUUGUCGUAACACAUUUGUAUCUCAAGGACAUUACCAUCAAGAAGGAAAUUUGCAGUGCCUUUUUGGCUCUGAUUCGGGGUGACAAUAAGUCCUGGGAAAGCAUGGCAGUCGACAUUCUACGGCAAAAGGCGCGGUGGGAAAGCAUCACUUUCGAGGAGUGUCAAAACAGUGAUAAGCCUGUCAAAAUCAAGCGACCAUCUCGCGUCGUACUACCACAAACGCAUCAACAAGAACAGUAUAUGGAAGUCUGUAUAUCCUUUAUUCUUUCGAUCGACAAUUGUGCGCACUUGCACUUGUCCAAUCUCUACUUGGAGCAACCGUUUACCAUGCAAACCUUGGCCUUUUCCAAGCAUUUGGUCAAGCUACAGUUUGAUUUGAUGGACUUGUCGCAAACCAUUUCGACUUUGUGCCAUUGUCUACCACAGAAUCGAUCGUUGGAAAUUCUGAUUGCCAGUCGUUGCGGCCUGAACGAUACACAACUGGCGGGCUUGUUGGGAAGCUUGCCCGACCAACUGUUGGAAGUCCGUAUCUUUGGCAACAAGUGUCGUACACAAGGAUUGGCGGCGGCUGCUAUAUUGUUGCAAGAACAUACGCAUCUUCAGAUUUUGGAUUUGAGUUAUCAGCAUUUGCCGAGGAAGGUGACCGCGCAAACUGGAGGGGACAAGGCUGGGGAAAUCAACGAAGACGAUCUUUUUGAUAUUUCCUGGUUAAUGGCUGCUCUCAUGUCCAAUACUACCCUGUUGACUCUGGAUUUGGACAAUACCGCGAUUGACGACAAUGAUUUGCGGCACAUCAUUCAAGCCCUGUGCGAAAACACUACGCUGGAAAACAUUAUGCUAAAUCACAACUACAUUACCAACGAUGGGGUGUCGGCACUCGCAGCUCGAUUUCAUGAAAUGAAUGGCCUCAAGAAAAUUAGCAUGUACAGCAAUUUGUUUGAUGCGCCCACUAUGGCGCCUCCACCAACAGAAAUCACCACGCCGUCCGUCUCCACCAACACAACACAGAAGCAACGGAACAGAGACGCUCAGGAUCCUACAAUUAGCGUCCCCAAUGGCAAUUCGUACGAAGAAGACGAUGAAUCGCAAGAUGAGGAUGACGACGAUCGCACUAUCAAUACUGCCGUUUCCAGUCUGGCUGAUGAAACUGUCUUUCAGCAAAUGGAAUCCAAUCCCACCAUGCUCCCGGGUGCUGUCGACGACGAGGUCCCUCAAGAGCCCUUCCAAUUCCCUCGAUCGGAGGAAGAGCACGUAUACGACGAUAAGAAGCAGGAGGGGGAACAGCACUAUUUCAAUGAUGAGCAGGAAUAUGCCGAAUCGGUGGCACCAACAGAAUACGAGGAAGUCUCGGUGUAUACUGAAGCCGAAAAUGGAGGUACUCAUGAUGUAUCGUAUGCCUAUGGUGAUUCGGUGGUAGACGAUGAUUCGAUACCACCCUACAAUCCAGAUGCAAUGGCGGCACAGAGUAUUGCGGAUGCAGGUGGCUUUCUGGACAAUACUACCAGUUUCUAG